GCAACCCCCUGCAUACAAACUCACCAUGCCCCGCCUUGAAGGAAAGAUUGCGCUGGUCACCGGCGCCGCGAGUGGCAUUGGCCGCGCCGUCGUCGCCGCGUUCCUCAAACACGGAGCCAAGGUGGUCACGAUCGACUUGCAUACGCCCGAGGAUCCGGAGGAGGCGUUCCCUGUCACGGAGGACCUGGAGCACGUCGAGGGCGAUGUGAGAGACCCCCACACCUGGGCCAUCGCCUUUUCGACCGCCAAGGCGAACUACGGCGCGCACCCCAAUAUCCUCGUGAACAACGCUGGCGUGUUGCGCAACCACAGCCUGGCCGACAUGAGCGACGAUGACUGGGACGUAGUGUUCGGCACCAACUUUGUGUCGGCGCUCAAGGGCUCGCAGCAGUUUAUCAGAUACCUGGUCGAUGAGGGUCGGACUGGUGCGAUUGUCAACGUGUCGAGUAUUGCGGGCGAGCGCGUGUUCCCCAACUGCACGGCGUACAACAUCUCAAAGGCGGCCCUGUCGCACCUCACGCGCGUCGCGGCGGCAGAGUACGCCGACAAGGGCAUCCGUGUGAACGCCGUCGCGCCGGGCAACACUGUGACUGGCAUGACCCGUACCACGACCUAUGCCAACGCCGACGUUGCGUCCAAGCUCAUGCAGCAUACCCCGAUCAAGCGGUGGGCCACCGCCGACGAGGUGGCCAGCAGCGUCGUCUACCUUGCGAGCGACGACGCAUCUGGCCGAGAGAUCGCCGCCUUGUAUGCGCAGAACGGGGCGCGCAUCGUCGGCAUCGACCUCGCCCCGCCGCGGGAAGCGGCUGCCGCGAUCGACGGACUCGAGUUUGUGCAGGGCGACGUUACGAAACCCGAAACGUUUCUCCAGGCCAUCGAGGCCGGCCGUAAGGCAUUUGGCAAGACCCCCAACGUGCUCGUGAACGCGGCAGGGGUGCCGUCCGGCGGCAAGUCGCUGCACGAGUUUGAAGACAGCGAGUGGGAGAAGGUCUUUGCCGUCAACUACUGGGCGCCACUGCGAGGGAUGCGCGAGUUUAUCAAGGCGUUGCUUGCUGAGAAGGCACCCGGUGCCAUCGUCAACAUCUCGAGUAUGCUGGGCCACCGCCCGCUCGCAGAGACGGGGCCGUACUGCGUGUCCAAGGCCGCUCUGAGCCACCUCACAAAGGUCACGGCGCAGGAGUACGGCCAGCACAACAUCCGUGUGAAUGCGCUCGCGCCGGGGAUUAUCGAGACGCCCAUGACCCGCGACGACCACACGCACAACGCGCUCGACAAGUUUGUCGCCCACACGGCCGUCAAGCGGUGGGGCCUGCCGCAGGAGGUUGGCCAGGGCGCCGUGUUCCUCGCUUCGGAUGACGCAUCGUACAUUACCGGCCAGAUUCUCUUCGUCGACGGAGGUAUCAACUAAUGCAGCAAGCUCGGGGCUCGGCAUGACGCGGGCGGGGUGACGUGCAGCGAGGUGCUUAAUCAGGCGGCAUGCCGAGUGGCGGUAGCGGCGUUGUAGCUUGCGUCGUGAGGCAGUAGCCAGCCAGUCGCCGACGGCGUAUGCACAACUGUCCAGGUGA
Molecule: messenger RNA, 1565 nt
Organism: Vanrija pseudolonga
Lineage: Eukaryota; Fungi; Basidiomycota; Tremellomycetes; Trichosporonales; Trichosporonaceae
Product: 3-oxoacyl-[acyl-carrier-protein] reductase FabG
Exons: 12
Coding region: 26-1408 (460 amino acids)
Molecular function (GO): oxidoreductase activity, acting on the CH-OH group of donors, NAD or NADP as acceptor
Source: RefSeq, a predicted model, not a curated record